AACGAUUACCGGGUGUUUCUCUGCACACAAGGGCACCUUUUUCGUUCAAGCAAGUUUCGGGGGUUUCGUUAUCUCUUUCUAGCCCACGUACUUGCACUUCUUGCGAACAAAAAGUUUAUAAAUCACCACAAGUUUACGCAAAGCAGGACCAUAUUAUAAGCACAGCUCAUAAUACCAUACCAUUUCAUGCCAACUGCCGCUCAAAAUACAUGUGCACUUGCGCUUACACACGCAAUAAGCAGUUCGCGAUAAGGUGUUCAAAAGUUGUGUCUGUUCGCUGGUCGCACCUGGUCACACAGCCAAAAAGCCGUGCGAAAAUCGAGAAAUUCAUAAAACCCGGAGGACAUGCAGUGGUAAUUGCGGUGUAAUCCUCCUGACCGCCAUGCUGUUGUGCUGUGCGGAUUGUAGCGGCGUUUGUCAUUAGCAGCAGCUGUUGCAGUUGCUUCCCGCACAAGAGUGCGAGAAGGAUAGUCACGAUGACACCCUUUGAUGACUUUGUCUAUCUGAUCAAUCAUGUGCUGCUGGGCGAGGAGCCGACCAUCGAAGACUUCAUACUGCUGGUGGGCACCCUGGUGGCGUUUAUAGCCUUUAUCCUUUGGUGCUGCUUCCCCAUACAACCGAAGCAGGAGCGCGGCCCCCAUCGCCAAUUCACCUGCAAGAUUAUUCAGAAUCCCAUUAAGGCCUUCGACGCCUCAACCAGCACCGACGACGCACCCAUUCCGGGAGGUGGCUCCGGUGGUGGAAUCGGCAGCUCCAUGUCGAACAUGCAGUACAAUGGCAGCAGUGGCAGCGGAAGUUAUAGCAAGAAUGGCACUGUUGCCAUGCACAAUUACUACGUUAAGAACGGUCACCAUUGCUGCACCUAAAAAUGGGCAUCGGCAUGCCUAGCGAUUGUACAUGUCCUGCGCUGGACAGGGUGUUAUGUUUUAUACACGCCGCCUUUAGUUACCAUUUACUGAGCACAGCCAUCCGUAUGCGGAGGCAUAUCGAUUGAGCUUUGUGCCAAUGGGUUGACAGGUUGUUAUUUUUAGGAGGCAGCUAAAAGCUGCCAAUUCGCAUUUGCAGCAUAUUUGAAUUUCUGAAUUGUAAUUGCUCAGACUGAUUUGUUUAUGGAACGUAAAAGGGUUGAUGAGAGUAAGGAAGAAAUGGUGGUACAGGUGGCAAGUCAAGGCCGCGCACGCAUACGGUGCAGCCUCUUGGACAAGCCCCUGGAAGUUUCAAAAACUUCCUUGGUAUCUAUAUGUGUUGUAUGCAUUUGUUGGUUUAACAGAUGUAGUAUGCGUGUUGUGUAAAAAACAAAUGGGUGUAUAAACCAAUUAAUUCUAAGUAUUUAUUCGUGUAAACCAUUCGAUUAGUCGCAGAGAAACUCCAAGACACUUGCCAACCCAAUGCGUGCAAACAAAAACAAAGCCCUUUAUUGAACUUAUUUAUAUUUAGUGAUAAUGGAGAAAUAAAGCCUCUCCUCAUAUAUAUACAUAUGUAUUUAUAUAUCUUUAAGAUAAAUAGUGUACACACCUAGAUACACACCAAUUAAUUAGCAUAGGUAUCGUUCCAUGAAUUUUGCAUAUUUGAUGUGUAUUAAGGUGUAAUUGAUCUCAUUCAAUGAUAUUAUUUGUGAUGUAACAACUUCAAGGUAAUUCAAAUUAUUCUCCAAUGCGAAUGUUUUGUAAAUCCCCCUGGAUGAAACUAAAACCUAACUCCAAACCGCCACACAA
Drosophila teissieri is the source of this 1715-nucleotide messenger RNA. RefSeq lists its product as uncharacterized. Bases 477 to 866 code for a protein of 129 amino acids. The record is from RefSeq and is a predicted model, not a curated record. The transcript has 3 exons. NCBI's taxonomy places the organism in Eukaryota, Metazoa, Arthropoda, Insecta, Diptera, Drosophilidae.